GGGUAGGACCAUGUUCAGACGAACGCGUAUCGGUAUCCACAUGGGAAAACUUUCAAGGUUGGGGAAAGGGCAGCGGGCUCUUCUCUGAAGUCUGAAACUUGUGCUCAAAUUUUGGUCGGCGAAAGAGAGAGAGAGAGAGAGAUGGUCAACCAUGCAGUUUCCAUGAACUCGAUAAAUCUCCAAAAUUUUGUUCUUCUUUAAUGGUUUCUGGCUCUUGGGAUAUGUCAUUCAUGGGGUAUUCUUGGCCCCAAGAUGUCAUCUGCUGAUGUGGGUGACGAUGAUGGAUCAGGUCUUAGGCCACAAGCUUGUCACCUUCUUCAUACCAAUAUGACCUCACCUUGAGCUCGUCUUCUCUCUCUCCCUCUCUCUCUCUCUCUCUCGAAAUUCCUCUCUUUCCUCAGAAUCAUGGUGUAUUCUCUACCUCCUUAAGGUACCCGUUCGUCAAAUUCUGUCGAUUUUCAGGUGCCUAUGGCAGGUCCCGAGAAACCCAUCUUGUCAUGUCUUGAUUCUUCUCCGAAUACGAGCUCCUGUCUCUCAAAUAGUGAGACUCUUUUUCCGGAAUUCACUCCACCCGAGAUUUCAUCGUUGAAGAAGCUCAGCGAGAAUCUCGAUUCGCUGUUUCAAUCGCCUGAUUUCGAUCUCUACAGCGACGCGAAAUUAGUUUCUGGUGACGAGCGGGAAAUCCGUGUUCACCGCUGUAUUCUUGCGGCAAGAAGUCUGUUUUUCAGGCAACUUUUUGCGGGGAAAGAGAAGAAUAGAUAUGAAGUAAAGGAGCUUGCUAAGGAUUAUGUCGUGAGUUUUGAUGCUCUGGUGUCCGUUCUGGAGUAUAUGUACAGUGGCAAGGUGAAGCCCCUUCCUUCCAAGAUCUGCGAGUGCGUCGAUGAGGACUGCGGUCAUGAAGCGUGCAGGCCCGUUAUUGAUUUCUCUGUUCAGGCUCUUUAUGCAUCUCACCUCUUCCAGAUUACCGAUCUAAUUGACGUUUGGAUGGUUCGUCUUCUCGAAAUUCUAGAUAAGGUUGCGAAGGAUGACAUACUAAUAAUUUUAUUGGUAGCCAACAUGUGUGACAAAGGAAGUGGGAGGUUGCUGACCGCAUGCAUUGACAUUGUGGUUAAGUCAGAUAUUGAUAUUACGACUCUUGAGAAAUCACUGCCUCAUGACCUUGUCAAGUUAAUUGUGGAGACACGGGAAAAUCUGGGUUUAGCUACCGAACAUAAUGCACCACCUGACAAACAUGUAAGAAGGAUACACCGGGCUCUUGACUCAGAUGACGUUGAACUAGUAAGACUGUUGCUAAAAGAAGGGCAUACGACCCUGGACGAUGCAUAUGCACUGCAUUAUGCAGUAGCCUACUGUGAUUCCAAGACUACUACUGAACUCUUGGAUAUCGGACUUGCUGAUGUUAAUCUUAGGAAUCCCAGGGGUUAUACUGUGCUCCAUGUUGCUGCUUUGCGAAGAGAGCCUAAGAUUAUAGUCUCUCUUUUGACCAAGGGAGCUCGGCCGGCUGACCUCACAGUGGAUGGAAGAAAAGCAUUGCAGAUAUCAAAGAGGCUAACCAAGUCUUCUCUAUAUGAAACAACUGAAGAAGGAAAUGCAAGUCCAAAAGAAAGGCUAUGCAUAGAGAUAUUAGAGCAGGCUGAAAGAAGAGACCCACUACUUGGAGAGGCUUCUGUAUCUCUCGCUAUGGCAGGAGAGGAUCUGCGCUCUAAAUUGUUGUACCUUGAAACUAGAGUUGCUCUUGCAAAACUGUUGUUUCCGACGGAGGCCAAAGUUGCCAUGGAUAUUGCACAUGUGGAAGGUACCCCAGAGUUCUCACUAGCGAAAGUGGACUUGAAUGAAUCUCCUUUUAUCAUGAAAGAGGAGCAUUUGGCCAGGUUGCGAGCACUCUCAAAAACAGUUGAGUUGGGGAAGCGCUUCUUUCCAAGAUGCUCGGAUGUCCUCAACAAGAUUGUGGAUGACGAUGGCUUGGGUGAGCUAGCUUGCCUGUCAACAGGCACGUCAGAUGAGCAAGUGAGAAAGAGGAGGAGAUACAUGGAGCUUCAGGAACAGCUAUCAAAAGCAUUUACUGAAGACAAAGAGGAGCGUGACAGGACCGCCAUGUCGUCAUGCUCAUCAUCCACAUCUGUAGCAGAACGAGGGCGGCCUAGAAUGCCUAGAAGGUAACUGUGGGACACACUUGACCUCCAGGGAAACUCAGCCGAGGAACGUAGCUUACUGAAUUUGUAAUUUUUGUUCGAGAUGUGUUCGCUGUUGUAAUCUAUUGUACCUUAUGUUAACAGGCUUUUGGACUUAUAAAGGUUCUUGUAUGACCCUGCAAAGUGUUGUACUUCCCAAAGAAACUUUGGGCUUCUACCUGUAGUAGUGGUCAUGAAAUUUUCCAAGUUCCAUCUCA
This is a messenger RNA of Nymphaea colorata (pocket water lily), 2389 nucleotides long. RefSeq names its product BTB/POZ domain and ankyrin repeat-containing protein NPR1-like. Gene Ontology annotation, cellular component: cytoplasm; nucleus. Lineage: Eukaryota; Viridiplantae; Streptophyta; Magnoliopsida; Nymphaeales; Nymphaeaceae. The record is from RefSeq and is a predicted model, not a curated record. The transcript is spliced from 4 exons. Gene Ontology annotation, biological process: defense response to bacterium; defense response to fungus; systemic acquired resistance, salicylic acid mediated signaling pathway. Bases 469 to 2160 code for a protein of 563 amino acids. Gene Ontology annotation, molecular function: protein binding.